AUUAUGGCCAAUUAAAUGUUCAGUCCUUUCUUUGUUGCUACUUUCACAGCUUUUAAGAGUGAAAAACUAAAAAAAAAAGAGGGAAUGCUCCUGUUUUAUCCACUCAUUGACUACUCACAAGUCAGUAGUCUUUAGUAGUAGUACUGUUCUUUCCCUCUUUUGCUGGGAAUGUAUCAUGUAUGUUACCCAAAUGCUUUUUUUGUGAUUCUCCAGACACAUUUAUUUAAUGUCCAUAACGAUGACCUCUUACCAUUCAUUUCCUCUAUUCCUCAUCAAAUUGUCAACUUGUACAUCUUUCACCUUCAAUUUUGUCUUCCUGUUUCUGGGAUCUUGAUAUUUGUCCUCAUUUUGUCAUGUUUGACUGGAAGUGUUGUCUCUGUAUUCAGGAAGGAUUAAAAAAUUGUUUCGAAAAUCAAAAGGUGUGACUAAAGGUCUCAAGGUGAUUUUCAAUGACUUUCCCGGAGGGGCUGAGAGUUUUGAGCUCAUGGCAAGAUUCUGUUACAGAAGAGGCAAAUUUGAUGUCAAUCCCUUGAAUUUUUCUGCUUUCUACUGCAUUGCACAUUUCAUGGAGAUGAAUGAAUCAGUAUCCAAUACCCCAAAUCUAGUUGAGCAAACCGAGAAAUCACUUGAAGAAAUAAGGUAUUGGACUUGGUCUGAGAUUAUCUUAGCUUUGAGGCAAUGUCAAGAUCUGGAACCUGUUGCAAGCACUUCUGGCAUACUUAGCAAGUACUUUGAUUCUCUCUGUGGCCGCAUUGCCGCAUCCUGUGCUGAACCAAGUCCGUGCCCGUCGAGUUCUUCGCCUGAUAGCUCUGGAUUUCGGUUGUCAUGUGACACAAGAAGUACUGAGAGUUUGAAAAAUAACUCCUUCAGGGCAACAUCAACAUGGUGGUUUGAAGAUUUUGUAGCUUUAGAACCUCAUUGGAUAGAAAUGUUGAUCAAAUCAAUGGAAUCGAAAAAUGUGGAUCAUGGUAUCAUCAGUAGGUUUCUCUUCUAUUACCAUAAGUCAAGCUUUGCAACAGCCACUACUGAUGCAAAGUGUAAACUAACUGAGGCUGUUGUUCAGAUGCUUCAAUCUCUUGAUCUGAGCCUAGUUUCCUUCAAGAGUUUACUCGGAAUGCUUCGGGUUUCUUCAAAUCUCAACAUAAGCAAAUGCUGCAGGAACCAAUUGGAAAUAAUGAUUGGUUCACUAUUAGAUCAAGCAACAUUGGACAAUCUGCUUAUUCCUUCUCCAGCCGGAACAAAGUAUCUCUAUGAUGUGAAUCUUGUGCUUCGGCUUUUGAAUUCAUUUAUCGGCAAAGAAGCAUGCUGCGUGGCAUUGACUCGAUUGAGAAAAGUUGCUACAUUGAUGGAUCUCUACAUUGCAGAAGUAGCUCCUGACCCUUCUCUCAAACCAUCCAAGUUGUUGGCCCUAAUCCGGGCCCUGCCAGACUCGGCAAGACUAUCAUAUGAUGGAAUUUACGGUGCCAUCGAUAUUUAUCUUGAGGUGCAUUCAGGAUUGUCUGAAGAAGAAAAGAUGAGAGUUUGUGGUGGCCUAAAUUAUGAGAAACUCUCAGCAGAAACUUGCAACCAUCUUACUAAGAACAGGAAAUUCCCAUCAAAAGCAGCUGCAGAAGCUCUUAUUUCCCAGAAAUCUAAGCUUAAAAGCUUGCUGCACGAAACCAACCAGCCGAAUUCUUACAAGCCCUCACCGUCUAGCCUAGUAGGAUCAAAAGGGAAGGCCAAAAAGGAUGAAAGUUGUCAACAGAUUGUGCUCUAUGCCGGAAAGCUCGACAUUUCGACCGAGAACCAGAGGCUGAGAGCUCAUUUGCAAGGUAUGCAAUGGAGAGUGUUGGAAUUGGAAAAGGUGUGCAGGAAAAUGCAAGUCCAGAUGACAAAGAUGAUGAGAUCAAGGUUAUCCUCCCAAAACAAUGCCAAAUCUUUGCCUAGGCUUUGUUCCUGAUUAUGACUUAUCAAUGGCAAAAAAACAAAAAAAAACAAAAAUUCAAAUUCCAUUCCCUUUUAUCACAUUUCAAUAUCUGUGUUCAUAACUUUAACAGACUAUAUAUGCAUUAUUCUUGGCUGUAUAUAGCAGUGAUGAAGGAUUGAAACAGAGAAAACAGAUGGGAUGUAUAUGCUUUGCAGGAACUGUUUAUUCUCUGUAAUAUGUAGAAUGUAGAUAAUGUAGUAGGCUUAAGGUUUGUUAGGUCACUCUCAACAUCAUUCUCAAAGGGGAGACAAUGCAUGAUGCCAUAGCAUAAUGCAAAAUUGAGACUGCUUGGAAAGAGAUUUUUCACUAAGACAGCUGAUAUGACUUCUGAAAUUUUUUUUUAUCUUUUGAUCUUUU
Messenger RNA from Oldenlandia corymbosa var. corymbosa, 2323 nucleotides. The record is from the annotation of a GenBank genome assembly. NCBI's taxonomy places the organism in Eukaryota, Viridiplantae, Streptophyta, Magnoliopsida, Gentianales, Rubiaceae.